AUGGCAUCGCAGGACCUGUUUAACGUUCCCAUUUUCUUUAUCAUUUUUCGCGAGACCACUGAGGCGGCCAUCAUUGUAUCGGUGCUGCUGUCGUUUCUCGUCAAGGUGUUUGAAAAGGGAUCACCUGUUUACAAACGCCUGAGAAACCAGGUGUGGAUCGGCGGCGCUGUAGCUUUGUUGGUUUGUCUUUGCAUUGGUGCAGCCUUCAUUGCUGUAUGGUACACAGUCCUCAGCGACAUUUGGGGCAACUCUGAAGCUAUUUGGGAGGGCGUCUUUUCACUCAUAGCAACAAUCAUGAUCACCAUGAUGGGUCUCGCUAUGCUGAAAACAGAACGCAUGCAAGAAAAAUGGAAAAUCAAAUUGGCCAAAGCCAUGGAAGCAGGUGGUGGUGUCUCUGCUAAUGGCAAGAAGCGAUCGGUAUGGAAAGUGCGUAUGCAACGAUAUUCAUUCUUCUUGCUUCCCUUCUUUACGGUGCUACGUGAAGGUCUCGAAGCUGUUGUUUUUAUUGGCGGUGUAUCAUUAAAUGUACAAGCCAAAUCAAUUCCUAUUGCAGCCAUAAUGGGUAUACUUUGUGGUGUAUUAGUGGGUGUCAUCAUAUACCGUGGUGGAAGCAUGUUGCACCUACGAUGGUUUUUCAUCUUCUCGACGAUCAUUUUAUACCUGGUUGCUGCAGGUCUUAUGUCAAAAGCUGUUGGAUUCUUUGAGCAAUACGCCUGGAAUCAAAUCAUUGGUGGUGAAGCAGCUGAAGAAGGAGGCGAUGUAAUCCCAUACAAGGUCACCACAGCUGUAUGGCAUGUGUCUUGGGGCAACCCAGAGUUGAAUACUGAUACAAACGGCGGCUGGCAAAUUUUCAACGCCAUCCUCGGCUGGAACAACACUGCCACGAUUGGUACAAUCAUCAGCUACUGCCUCUAUUGGGUUCUUGUUGCAGCAUGCCUUGUCUACAUGUAUUACAACGAAAGACGAAGCGCCAUUAUGAAGGCCGAACAAGGAAAUUUGGAUGACAUUCAAGGCGACGAGGCCUUGGAACAAGCGAAGCAAUAUGUUGAUCACGAUCAUGGCGUUAUUGUGGGCAACAAAGACGUGGGAGAUCCCGAGGACAUUGAUGAGGAGCAGGCUGUAGCGGAUGCUAUCACCGAACAAAAGAAGUAG
Messenger RNA from Lichtheimia ornata, 1152 nucleotides. RefSeq lists its product as uncharacterized. The coding region runs from base 1 to 1152 and encodes 383 amino acids. Gene Ontology annotation, molecular function: ferrous iron transmembrane transporter activity. NCBI's taxonomy places the organism in Eukaryota, Fungi, Mucoromycota, Mucoromycetes, Mucorales, Lichtheimiaceae. Gene Ontology annotation, biological process: iron ion transmembrane transport. Gene Ontology annotation, cellular component: plasma membrane; high-affinity iron permease complex. The transcript is spliced from 3 exons. The record is from RefSeq and is a predicted model, not a curated record.